Danio aesculapii is the source of this 1249-nucleotide messenger RNA. RefSeq names its product aspartate dehydrogenase domain containing (gene aspdh). Gene Ontology annotation, molecular function: L-aspartate dehydrogenase [NAD(P)+] activity; NADP binding. The coding region runs from base 93 to 923 and encodes 276 amino acids. Gene Ontology annotation, biological process: NAD+ biosynthetic process. The record is from RefSeq and is a predicted model, not a curated record. The transcript is spliced from 8 exons. NCBI's taxonomy places the organism in Eukaryota, Metazoa, Chordata, Actinopteri, Cypriniformes, Danionidae.
CCUGCUCCAUCCCACAAUCUCCAAGUUCAAACAGCGAAAGCAGAGAGCGACAGGCAUCAAGGAGAAAGAGACAGAGAAAAUAGAGAAAAGAUAUGGCUGAAAAAGCUUUAAAGGUUGGAAUUGUUGGAUACGGACAUUUAGGACAAUUUCUUGUUGAGAAGAUCCAGAGUGAAGGCGCUGAAGUGGGGCUCCAGUUAGUAUUCGUGUGGAACCGAAAUCCAGACAAACUGAAAGAUUCAUUGCACAAAGAUCUCAUUCUUCAUGACCUAUCAGAUUUCACAAAGAGGGACACUGAUGUAAUCGUGGAGGUUUGUCAUCCACUGAUAGUUAAAGAAUUCGGGGUCAGAUUUCUCUCUCACGCUCACUUCCUGGUGGGCAGCCCUUCUGCGCUGUCUGAUGGUCAACUCGAGCAAGAUCUCCGCACUGCUGCAAAACAACAAGGAAAAACACUCUAUGUGCCCAGCGGUGCAUUAUGGGGCGGCCAAGAUAUUCAAAAAAUGAAUGACAGUGGAACAUUACGGGCUCUCUCCAUCCGAAUGUCUAAACACCCCUCUUGUUUCCGGCUGACUGGCGGUCUGCUCUCCGAUUGGACGGAGGGAGAGGGAAGGCGGAUCUUGUAUUGUGGCUCAGUUGCAGAGCUCUGCCCAAUCGCCCCAAACAAUGUGAACACAAUGGCAGCAGCAGCCAUAGCAGCAUCAAAACUGGGAUUCCACGGGGUUACCGGAGAAAUUGUUUCAGACACUGCUUUGGCAGACUAUCACAUUGUGGAAGUAGACGUUACCGGUCCAGAUGGAUUCUCAGUGAAAACCACGCGACAAAACCCAGCCAAACUAGGAGCUGUAACAGGAAAUGCCACAUACAAUUCAUUCUGGAGCAGCUUACUGGUCUGCAAGGGUCACGGAGGGAGAGUGUAUCUGUGCUGAUAACAUUGGAUAAAGUGCACAAGUUAAUGGAGGAAAACAUUAGUGUACAAAUGAAUUAAUAAAACAAGUGUCAAGUGUAUAAUGUUGUACACUUUAAUCUCAGAUGUACAGCUGUGAUAGACAUGACAAACUCAAACAGUGCUGGUGUGGAUUUGUAUUACAGUACUGAUGAUGUUCCAGUGUAUUGGUUUGGCUGGCUAGCAUUAGCUACAUCGAUUGCUUGUCCGUUCUCUUAUAAUAACCCUCUAAGGAUUGCUGGAUAGUCACUUUCUUUAGGGCAGACAACAUAUAAUACUGAAAAAUAAAGCGGUGAGUAAAUGGGAGAA